Brassica oleracea var. oleracea is the source of this 534-nucleotide messenger RNA. RefSeq names its product cytochrome b-c1 complex subunit 6-like. Gene Ontology annotation, biological process: mitochondrial electron transport, ubiquinol to cytochrome c. The record is from RefSeq and is a predicted model, not a curated record. Lineage: Eukaryota; Viridiplantae; Streptophyta; Magnoliopsida; Brassicales; Brassicaceae. The coding region runs from base 108 to 317 and encodes 69 amino acids. The transcript has 5 exons.
UGAAUUUAGAGAAGACUGACUUCAACAAACAACAAGUUCUGUAUCCUUCGUGUCUCGAUCUGCUCUCCCUUCCGACCAGGUUACAGCUUCCGAUUUGACUUUCCGACAUGGCAGAAGAUGAAGUUGUUGAUCCAAAGAAGUACCUUGAGGAAUCUUGCAAACCAAAAUGUGUGAAGCCACUACUCGAAUAUCAGGCGUGUGUGAAGAGAAUCCAAAGCGAUGACUCUGGCCACAAGCAUUGCACUGGCCAGUACUUCGACUACUGGCAUUGUAUUGACAAAUGUGUUGCACCAAAGCUGUUUGCAAAACUAAAAUGAUUAAAAAGCCAAGGUGGAGACGAAAAUGUCUUGAUUCUGCUUCAUGUGGUUUGAAAUUGAAAGGAUGUAUAAAACGCAGUGAAUGUUGAACAACUUUUUUUUUCAUAACUGCAAACCUCAAUAUGCCAAAUGGCUCUGCUCCUCUGUUUUGUUUUUAUACCGCAGACAUUGUUAUUGUGCUCUCAUCAUGCCUAAUAACUUCAAGAAUUUGCCUCUC